Messenger RNA from Pyricularia pennisetigena, 2244 nucleotides. RefSeq lists its product as uncharacterized. Gene Ontology annotation, cellular component: SAGA complex. Gene Ontology annotation, biological process: regulation of transcription by RNA polymerase II. NCBI's taxonomy places the organism in Eukaryota, Fungi, Ascomycota, Sordariomycetes, Magnaporthales, Pyriculariaceae. The coding region runs from base 1 to 2244 and encodes 747 amino acids. The record is from RefSeq and is a predicted model, not a curated record. The transcript is spliced from 2 exons. Gene Ontology annotation, molecular function: transcription coactivator activity.
AUGCCUCCAGGAGGCUCCAGCCAGAAAGGCACCGGCAAAAAGGGUGCCGGUGCCAUGGCGCGCCAGCGGAGCCGUAACACCACACCGAGCUCCGUACCGCCUCAAACCACGUUACCGCCAGUUGAGACGUUUGAAAGUGAACAUUUCGAGCUCAAGUUCGACUUGAUGCGCAACCUCACCUACGAAGACCUUUUUGAACAGGGCUCUCCCAGCUCCGCAAUACCUGACGCUCGCAACCUUGAUGGCAUCUCGGGCCGCCUGCAGAAGCUGCAGGAGAUCACCGAGAAGCGUGGCGCGGGCUGUGACAGGGGCAUGCGCUUGCUGGCUGGCACGCGGCGCGAUAGGAUGGACGAGAGGGCUCGUGAGGAGGAGGAGGAGCGUCUACAGAGGGAGGCCGACGAGGAUCGACGCGCAACUAAGAAGAGGCGAAAAGAUAAGGACAGCAAGGACAAGGACAGUUUGGCUCCCCAAGAGACCAACGUUGAAGAGAACCCCAUCACUGACAUGGUCAUCACCCCAGAGCGCUCAUCACCUCUCCGGGAUCAAAACACAAAGGCUAGAAAAGCUUCCAGAGAAGAUUCUGCAAGUUCAUUAUCAUCGCCACGAGAACCCACGUCACCUAGCGCCAUGGACGUGGACGAUAAGAAAAAGACGAGCGGCGACAAAGCCGGCAAUGCCGAAGAGGAAGAAGAAGAGUCCUCCGAGGACGAAGGCGCCCCGCCUCCGAGGCCCGUUCCGCAAAAUCAGACAUUUGGCGAGGAUCCGUCAACCUUUCCCGAUCCAACCGUGUACGAGAUUUUACCUGUCAAGCCAGGCAUGAGCCACGAGGAAAUAUGCGAAAUCUACAGUGUUGCGACGUACCCCCCAAGUGAUCUGGCGGACCUCAUUGCAGGAGACCCACCGGACAAAGACUUCACCAACGGCAAGGUCACAAAUCAGAUCAGCUUCAGUACUUUCUCUACGUAUAUAGAGCCUUACUUUCGACCUUUUAACGAGGAGGACCUUACUUUUCUUAGGGAGCGGGGUGACCGGUCAACGCCCUUCAUCAUGCCGAAGCGCGGCAAGCGCCACUACACGGAGAUUUGGGCAGAAGAGGAUGGCGCCAUGAAUGUCGAUUCGGGCCCUGGUAGGGAUAGGCUGCCUACGAAUCAGCCUCGUGGUAACAUCGACCAAAUGAACGAUAAUGUCGCAGAGACAGACAAGCUCUCGGUCGGACCGCUACUCUCACGACUUUUGUGUGCCAUGCGCCCCGAAGGACGCACACACCAAACCGAGGCCGAAAAGCCACCUCAAGUUGCAUUUCCAGAUCCUGGAAUCUCGCUCAAUGGUGAUCUUGGCGGAGCUGAGGAGGCCGACGCGUUUGCUGCUGGCGGAAACUUCGAACUUGGUCCCAAUGGAGAGCUUGUCAUGGUUGGCGGUCCGCCUCCUGCCCCCUCGAAUCAGCCUCUCGCCUUUCCGGACACACAGCUCAACGCAAGCACCCUCUUUGACAGUCUCGGGCAGAGCUCGACACCCGCAGCCGGCAAGACCUUGCCUCCAGCAACUUUCAUGGCAGAGUCGUCCACAGACGCUUGGAAGAAAGCGUCACACCCAAAACUUGACUACUCGCAAGUUGACGAACGUCUCAAGCAAGAACUGCGUCACAUUGGCUUCCUACCACUUCCUGAUGCUGGCACCGCAGCCACCAAUGGAGCUGGCACCGCUAGCGGGGCAAACAGAGCCGCCAACACGGGAGUUGCGGCCGGCGGGGCAGAUCCAUCGUGGACGGCAGAUUACGACGCCGGCUUUGACGACGAGGUCGCUGCGCGCCUGCGUCUCCUGCAAUCCCGUCUACGGGAGCAGAUGCUCGUCAACGGCGCACGCAAAGCACGGCUCAUGGAGCUCGUGCGAGAGCGUAUGGCAUACCAAGAAUACACUACGAUCCUCGAGGAUCUCGAUACCCAGGUGCAACAGGCGUAUCUUAAGCGGACCAGGACGAUGGGCAAGGGCAAGGCUAAGAAGAACCGUCCCGUGGCAGUCUCGGCCGCCAUGGCCAGACCUGGCAUUGGGGAUCAUGCCCGCACGCUAAUGGAGAGGCGACGACGCUGGAUCGAGAACAUAGGGCCCAUUUUCGAGGAUGACAUGAUAUCCAAGGUGCCGAGAAGCAGUGACCCAGGCAGUACCAUCUUCCAGGACGAUACCAUGUCUGGCUUGAUAGAGGCAGAAAAGGAUGCGUGGGAUGAAGAAGCUGAAGAAGAAGAGUGA